UGUCCAAGAUGAAGACGAUUCUGUCAUCAGAGACUAUGGAUAUUCCCGACGGUGUUAAGAUUAAGGUGAAAGCCAAGCAGAUCGAGGUGGAGGGACCCCGCGGGAAGCUGACUCGCAACUUCAAGCAUCACAACCUGGACUUCCAGCUCAUCACCGAUGAGGCUACCGGAAAGAGGAAGCUCAAGAUCGACGCUUGGUUCGUCUCCCGCAAGACUACCGCUGCCAUUCGCACUACCCUCAGCCACGUUGAAAACCUCAUCACCGGUGUUACCAAGGGUUACCGCUACAAGAUAAGAUUCGUCUACGCUCACUUCCCAAUCAACGCCUCCAUCACCAACUCCAAUCGUUCUAUUGAGAUCUGA
Molecule: messenger RNA, 362 nt
Organism: Coffea eugenioides
Lineage: Eukaryota; Viridiplantae; Streptophyta; Magnoliopsida; Gentianales; Rubiaceae
Product: 60S ribosomal protein L9-like
Exons: 1
Coding region: 9-362 (117 amino acids)
Biological process (GO): cytoplasmic translation
Cellular component (GO): ribosome; cytosolic large ribosomal subunit
Molecular function (GO): rRNA binding; structural constituent of ribosome
Source: RefSeq, a predicted model, not a curated record